AUGGGGGCGACGGACCCGCGGGACCACCUCAACAGGUACAAGGCAAUCAUGAUGAUGACAGGCGUUAAUGACGCCAUCAUGUGUCGCGGCUUUUGCACGACUCUGGAUGGGCAGGCCCAGGAUUGGUUCGGGUCCUUGCCAGGGGACUCCAUCCCCACUUUUGCGGUCCUGACCAAGAAGUUCAUGUCACACAUCGCGGGCAGCAUUCAACGGCGGAAGCAGUUCGCCGACCUAUAUUACCUGAAGCAAGAUAAGUCGGAAUCUUUGGCGGAGUACCUGAGUAAGUGGAAGAUGGAAGCUAUGGGGGUGACGAAUUUUGACGAAAGGUCUGCCAUCCCGUUUUUCACCAACAACCUCAGGUCGGGUCCUUUCCACAGCGACCUUGUCCGGAAUGAGAUGAAGACGUACACAGAAUUGAUGGACCGCGUCGCGCGGUACGCUAACGCGGAGGCAGCCGAAAAGAGGAAGAAGGAAGAGGAGGAAGGCCACGGACGAGGCGACAGGGCACCUCAACCUCAAGAGGACCGCCGCCCUCCCCGGUCACGCCGUGACCGGGGUCCCUGA
Molecule: messenger RNA, 564 nt
Organism: Ipomoea nil (Japanese morning glory)
Lineage: Eukaryota; Viridiplantae; Streptophyta; Magnoliopsida; Solanales; Convolvulaceae
Exons: 1
Coding region: 1-564 (187 amino acids)
Source: RefSeq, a predicted model, not a curated record